ACGUAGGAAAAUACGUGCUGGGUUGGUUUGUACGUGAUGUUUUACGCCGUCUUGAUUUCCAUAGUUGUUUAGGAAUUCUACUUUUUGCAGUUGUGUAUUAGAGUCUGUGCAACAAGAUGAAAUCCAGUUGUUAAUCAAUCAUGAGUUUUGUGGUUUACGAAUUUUAAGCAAUGUGCUAGUCGUUUAUAGCUUUGUAUUCCUCGUAACGUAGGACUAGCUUGUACACUUGACAAAGGGCACGAUAACUGACCUCGUUAGUUAAAUGAAGCUUUAGUCCACUGAUGUUGCACGUUAGCGAAGUGACUGGAGAACUAUUAAAACUAGGUUCUAAACAGUUACUAUACGCCUGUAAAUUUGGUUGACCUUCCAAACUCAAGUGUGUACUCCCACGUCUUGAAUAGAGAGUCGUAACUACAGAUGGGUUCCUUGACAUGAGGCGCCCUGUAGGAAAGUACUCGUAGCAGCGAUUAGGCGCGUCACACAGCAAGUCACUCAGGGGACUUUUAUUUGAGCGAUUUUGCAUUUGGCAAAGUGAUGCCUCGCCGUUCUGUGGUGAAGUUGGUGUGCUUUGGGAGUCACGUGGCGAGUGCCCGCAGUUGCCGACUUCACAUUUCGUCGUGUAAUUUAUCAACGAAAUCGACAGAUGGCUUCAAACCGGCAAAGGUGGCAGUCGUGACCAAAACGACCCGAUAUGAGUUCGAACAGCAGCGUUAUCGUUAUGCAGGACUGUCUGAGGAGGAUCUAAAGCACCUGCUUGCCAUGAAGGGUUCCAGCUACAGUGGCUUACUGGAAAGACACAACAUCCACACUAACAACGUGGAGCAUAUUGUGAAAAGCCUGCAGAAAGAAGGAAUUGAAGUUCAAGUGGUGAAAAGGGGUGAAUAUGAUACAGAAGUAGUGCAAUGGGCGGAUGCCAUUAUUUCGGCUGGAGGGGAUGGGACAAUGCUGCUUGUUGCCAGUAAGGUUUUGAACAAGGACAAACCAGUUGUUGGCGUGAACACAGACCCCGAGAGGUCAGAAGGUCAUCUGUGCUUGCCUGUAAAAUACACUCGUAAAUUCCCAGAGGCACUGGGGAAACUCUGCCGUGGUGAGUUCAGGUGGCAGUGGCGUCAGAGGAUUCGACUGCACCUUGAGGGCACCGGAAUAAAUCCCACUCCACUAGAUCUGCAUGAACAGCAGCUGAGCCUGGAGCAGCACAGCCAGGCCCACCGCAUCACCACCAUGAACAACCAGCAGAGGACUGGAACACUGAAUGAAAGUUUCCUCAAGCCCAGUCUUCUCCCUGUCAGGAGCCUGAACGAAAUCUUCAUCGGAGAAUCUCUGUCCUCUAGGGCAUCCUACUAUGAGAUUUCUGUCGAUGACGGUCCGUGGGAAAAGCAGAAGAGUUCAGGGCUCAGCAUUUGCACAGGAACCGGGUCCAAAGCCUGGUCAUAUAAUAUCAACAAAAUUGCAGAGCAAGCAGUAAAUGAGAUCCUGAAAAUAGGAAAGUGUCAAACGGGGCUUGCGAUUCCACUCAACCUUAAAUUCAUUGAGAAGGUUACUGACAAAUACAAUGAAUCACUGGUGUUCAAUCCUGAGGAAAGGCGCUUGUUCUUCAGCAUCCGAGAGCCAAUUGUGAACCGGGUGUUCUCCAGCAGCCGGCAGAGAGGCUUUGCCAGCAAGGUGUGCGUUCGCUCUCGCUGCUGGGACGCCUGCAUGGUGGUGGACGGCGGGAGCUCAUUUGAGUUUAACGAUGGUGCCAUUGCGACAAUCAGCAUGAGUGAGGAUGAUGAGCUCCGCACGGUAGUUCUGGAUAACUGAGGGAAGCCGGGAGCACAUUAGACAGUCUUCUUUUUAAACAAGGUUAAACUGCUACAGUACCGUUCUUUUGGAGAGUGGUUAAAGGGAAAUACUGGAUUUUUUUAACCUCUCCAAUUUUUUUUUAAUCCCUUGAGAAAAAUGUCCCCCCCCUGGAUUUUAGUCCUCAUCCCAGUUAUUUUGUCAUGUCAUCCCAUGUAACGCUUGACUGAAAUGUAGAGUAUUUAUGGAGAUUGGGAAGAUUCUCUAUUCAGACUCUGUGAUUACCAGGCAAAACCACAGAUCAGUUGCCUGCAUGGCAGCAUGUGGCGUCUUGUGCAAAACUAUGGAUGAAAACUAGAUCUUCCGCUGACUGGGAAUUGUGUUCAUGUACAUUUAAUUUCAAAAUUGAGCAAAGUGCCGCCUACUGUGUGUUGUGCAAUUUGGAUGUGAUAUUUAUUGCCUCUAUUGUCUCCCUCCUAUCUUUUCUAUUUUGAAGGGAAAAGCACAUAGGGGGAAUUGUUUGAAAAUUUAUUUUUGGAACAAUAUUUUUGUAGUUGUGCUAGCAUUUUAAAAAAAAAUGCACUCCACACCAAGUGGGCCAUUUUACUCCUUGUUUUAGGUCAAAAUUUAAGUCGCAAAAUGUACUGUUAAAACAUGAUUGAGAUCUCUUUGUAAUCAGGUGGAAUUAUUGUGGCUUUUUAAAAAUGAAUUACAGUAUCUAACUUUUACCAUUUUGAAUCGCUCAAUCUGAUAUAUAGUAUGGUGGAUGUACUGUUUAUUAAAUCUGGAAGGGCUUCAAGAGUUUUUAAGUCACUAUAUUGUGAUGUGCAACGUGCCAUGUGGCUUUCCAUUUAAUGUUUUAAGUUUCAUAAAUGACUGUGAAAAAUUAAA
This is a messenger RNA of Syngnathoides biaculeatus (alligator pipefish), 2670 nucleotides long. It is a transcript of the gene nadk2, whose product is annotated as NAD kinase 2, mitochondrial. Gene Ontology annotation, cellular component: mitochondrion. Gene Ontology annotation, biological process: NADP+ biosynthetic process; NAD+ metabolic process. The coding region runs from base 535 to 1800 and encodes 421 amino acids. The transcript is spliced from 12 exons. NCBI's taxonomy places the organism in Eukaryota, Metazoa, Chordata, Actinopteri, Syngnathiformes, Syngnathidae. Gene Ontology annotation, molecular function: NAD+ kinase activity. The record is from RefSeq and is a predicted model, not a curated record.